Molecule: messenger RNA, 2427 nt
Organism: Apiotrichum porosum
Lineage: Eukaryota; Fungi; Basidiomycota; Tremellomycetes; Trichosporonales; Trichosporonaceae
Exons: 4
Coding region: 1-2427 (808 amino acids)
Cellular component (GO): intracellular anatomical structure
Molecular function (GO): NADP binding; FMN binding; NADPH dehydrogenase activity
Source: RefSeq, a predicted model, not a curated record
AUGGAGACACCAAACACCCGAGCGCGGCGCAAACGCGAGAUGCGCGAGCUGGACGGAUCCCAAGACGAACCCGGAGUGACAUGGGGACAGGACAACCAGCUGCUGCGAGAGUUUAUGUUGUCAGGCCCAAGUGACAAGCCCAUGCCUGCACUUGCUCCAACUCAGCGACCUCGAGGUUAUGGCGAAAGCAGCUCGACUGGCACAGGAACAAGCCACCCACGCAAGCGUCCUUGCCGGGCGACCAGGUCGACCUCCUCAGUUACGGCUCCGCAGACCGCCUCUGACGAACCUGGGAAAAGGCUGGACGAGCUCCUUGAUCGAUUCCUGGACAUUAGCUCACGACCUAACUCGGCCAAUUCGACGCCUCGGAACGGGUCGUUGACCCAGAGGACUGCAACGUCAGGCGGUGGGUCUAGCACCACACUUUCAAGCACGGGCAGCAUGGGCUGGGAUCGACCAGGCGACAGGAAGCCGAUGAUGGACAGGACAGUCAACACCAACCGUCGGACGCCUGUCUCCACCACUCGCUCGUUGCCCUUGAAGCCGUCGACACCUACAUCCGUUCGCGAUCGUGGCGCCGUGUCUGCUGUCAACAUUCUAGAGACAAAGUCGGCUCCCAGGCCAUUCCGCAACUCCAUCGACGCUGCACCAGGUGUACGGUCCAGCCCACGCCGUGCUGCGGCCUCUGCUUCUGCUGCAAUCGCCAGUCCCCUUCGUGCGCCUCACAAUGUGUCACCCGCCCCUCUCCCAACCCGGUACUCGACUACACGAACCAGCGUUGGCGUUCAGCGUCCAGUGCAACCCACAAGCCAUCUCGCGACCACUCGUCAACCACGCUCUGUUCCACCUCCUCGCGUUACACCGGCAGUGCCUGCCACCCGUUCGACUCGCUCCGCCCAGCCCGUUAUGCGCCCCCCUCCUCCACCAGAACCACAGCCUAGCUCUGACGGCGACACAAGUAUCGACUCUCUUGAUUUGAUGUUUGAGGGUGGUGGAGAGGAAAUUGAACGUCUCCUGCGUGCGGUGGAUGGCGGACGUAAGUUGUCAACAACAGCACGAUCGACCUCGGACGAACCUCGCGCACCCGAUGCUCAUUCCGCUCCAGUGUCGGCAGCCAACAUCCCAGACCAGAACUCGGACACCAACCCCGUUGCCUAUGCACCGUUUGCCAGCGCCCCGGCGCCGGGAUACCCAACCUUCCUGCCCCACCCACCUUCGGUGAUUGCGUCGGCUCUCCCAGCCGACCGCUUCCCCCAGAACGAAACCCUCCCCCCGCUGUUCAAGCCCCUCAAGAUCCGUGGUGUGGAGUGGCCCCACCGGAUGUGGGUAGCCCCCAUGUGCCAGUACUCGGCGGACAACGGCAAGGCCACCGAUCACCAUUUCGUGCAUCUCGGAUCGAUGGCCCAGCGUGGCUGGACGAACAUCAUGGUUGAGGCCACUGCCGUGGUCCCCGAGGGCCGCAUCAGCCCCGAGGACGUUGGAAUCUGGAACGACGAACAGAUUGCUCCGCUUAAGCGUAUUGUCGACUACGUCCAUGCCAACCGCGGCAAGAUUGGUAUUCAGAUUGCCCACGCCGGUCGCAAGGCGUCUACUUUGGGUCCCUGGACGUCCCGUCUUGCUGUCGAGAAUGGCUGGAAGGGCGGCGAGGUCGCUACUCGUGAAGUUGGCGGCUGGCCCGACCAGGUCGUCGGUCCCUCAGCCAUCUCGUUUGACGAAAAGACCAACCCGAUGCCCAAGGUCAUUGACGACGCCUACAUCGCGGAGCUCAAGGCAGCGUACAAGGCCGCCGUCGAGCGCUGCAAGAAGGCCGGCUUCGACUUCAUUGAGAUUCACGGUGCCCACGGUUAUCUGAUCCACAACUUCCUCUCGCCCCUUUCCAACAAGCGCACCGACCAGUAUGGUGGCUCGCUUGACAACCGUAUGCGUCUCCCGCUUGAGCUUGCCCAGAUUGUCCGCGAAGCCUGGGACGGCCCGCUCCUCUUCCGCGUUAGCGCGAGCGACUGGCUCGAGAACGUCGAUGGCCCCGAGGUCCAGGACGGCGAGUACAAGUGGUGGGGUCUGGAGCAGACCACCAUCUUUGCUACCAAGCUCCGCGACAUUGGUAUCGACCUCCUCGACGUGUCGUCGGGCGGUAAUGACAACCGCGGUGGCUACCCCGUCGGACCCAACUACCAGGUUCCAUUCGCCGCGCACAUUAAGAAGCACGUCCCCGGUCUCCUGGUCGGCGCCGUCGGCCUCCUGACCGACCCCAAGGCGGCCAACGACAUCAUCAAGAACGGUGAAGCCGACGUGUGCUUCUUUGGCCGCGAGGUUCUCCGCCACAUCGAUUUCCCUCUCGACGCUGCUCAGGCCCUCGGCGUCGCUGUAGCUCCGGCGCCCCAGUACGAGCGCGCCUGGGGCCGCAUGCUCAAGCCCGUCCACUCGUAG